Erythranthe guttata (spotted monkey flower) is the source of this 453-nucleotide messenger RNA. Lineage: Eukaryota; Viridiplantae; Streptophyta; Magnoliopsida; Lamiales; Phrymaceae. The record is from RefSeq and is a predicted model, not a curated record.
UAUAUUACUAAAUACUCUCUUAUAACUUAUCUUCUUUCUGUGUGUGUUUGCGUGUGUUUUAUCAAACCCUAAAAAUGGGAAGAACAAUUAAUGGAGGAUAUGAAAAAGUUGAGUUGAAGAAAGGGCCAUGGACUCUAGAAGAAGACCAGAAGCUUCUUGCUUACGUUGAAGAACAUGGCCAUGGCAGCUGGCGAGCCCUACCUGCAAAAGCAGGGCUUCAAAGGUGUGGCAAAAGUUGCAGGCUGAGAUGGACUAAUUACCUGAGACCCGAUAUUAAGCGUGGCAAGUUCACCUCUCAGGAGGAAAAAGAUAUCAUGCGACUUCAUGCUCUUUUAGGCAACAGGUACUGUUAAACCUCUUUAAAUUAAUACAGUCCAUCACUAACAAAAUUCUAUUUUAAUUUAGUACAAUUUUACCAAGUUGGGACCACAAGAAAUUAUUACUAAGCGAGGU